Messenger RNA from Anopheles coustani, 1202 nucleotides. RefSeq lists its product as uncharacterized. The record is from RefSeq and is a predicted model, not a curated record. The transcript has 2 exons. The coding region runs from base 1 to 654 and encodes 217 amino acids. Lineage: Eukaryota; Metazoa; Arthropoda; Insecta; Diptera; Culicidae.
AUGCACGGAAAAGCAUUAAUUAGUAUGAUCAUACUGGCCACGGCCGGAGCCAUCGAUACUAUUCCAAAAGAAAGUCGUCGAGUAGUUAUCGAGUUUUAUGACCUGAAAACAAAUCUCUCUUUUAAAUAUCCUACUGUUUCGCUUCAUACUCUACCAGAAAGUGAGGCAAGGUUUGUGUUCAACGGCAACAACUGUACGUGUGCCGAUUUAAACUGCGUAUGUUGCAUGGGGAUGCGCAUAGAACAAAUGAAUUUCAAUCGAAAAUUUUGCAGUAGUUUCACUUACAAGCCGUACGAUUUCGCCAUUGACAUGGAGGUGCUCAUGAACGAUACAUUGAUCUAUUGGAAUUCCCUCUCAGCUAAGAAUCCUCCGCCGUUUUGUUUGCCAAUUCCGAUACCAUACAUACCACUGAAUGCAAACUUGUGCUUGAAGCUGUUCGAUAUCUACAUGCCUAGACAGAAUCUUCACAUGUGCCUAGAUGUUGAGGCUCGAGUUUGGUCGUACCCGUUGUUGAUUCUUCACUUCGAAUGUAUGAGGAUGGGGGUGGAUGGACUUUUAUGGCUUAAACCUUCCGACGGAGAUGGGUUCCCAGAGCCAGAGGAAAUCAUUGACUCCUACGAUGAAGUAACUGAAGAAAAACUCGAUGCACAUUAGUUGGUGACAUUCAUACCAUCUAUUCAAAGCAUAAUAAACAGCUGAUUCCUCACAUAACAACAAUCUGCAAACUGCUCAACUACCUCAGCGUACUUUGACUACUUCUUGGCCGGUUCCUUGCUGCCAUAAGUCAUGCCAACACCUAUGAUUAACGCAACGACUGUGAACCCUUGAGCCAAAAUACGAGCGCGCAUCAUAUACUGCGACAUCUGAGAUCGGCCCUUUCGAAAAUUCCAUAAUCCUAGACCAAGGGCCGUUAGCGUUGCUACACAGCCAAUUGGUACCAAUGGGUUUUCAUUGAUCUUCCGGGCCAUUUUCUCCCUGGUCGUUUCGGCGUGUACUCCGGCGAAAUCUUUGCGCAUCUGUAUCCAGUCUAAUUCGCUUUCCGCCGAGAGCUCCGAGGGAGCAGUUCCAGUUGAAACUUUUGCCAUAGUUUUGUGUUGUCUGCAGAGUGUGUGUGUUCUAUAGGGAAGCCAAGUUUGAGUUGCUAGUGAAACAAGGCAUGAAAUAAACGAACACUGUGUAUAACUUACAUAAAGUAAAACAAA